CGCAGGCUGCGGGGCCGGGCCGGGCAGGGCCGCGCCGGGUCGGGCGGCUGGCGGAGGCUCCGUCCCGUCCCGUCCCGUCCCGUCCCGUCCCGUCCCGUCCCGUCCCGUCCCGUCCCGCAGCCGCCAUGGCAACGGCCGCAGGUCGCCUGGUGCCGAGCCCCGUCGGGGCUGCGGUCGCGGCCGAGCGGGCCCGGCACACCGGCGCCGCGGCCGGGCGGCCUCACCAGCGUCGUCGGGAGCGCUGAGGUCUCCUCGGCGGGUUUGCCCGGGAGAGUUUGCCCGGGCGGUCGCACGGCGGGAGUCGGAGCGUGCUGCGGGAACUCGCCGCGAGCUGACGCCGGUCAGAAGCCACGGGCGGUCGAGCCCCGAGUUGGUAACCUGGCGUUGUGGGACAGCGGUAGAUGAUCUGGAGAGAGAAGUGAACCAGUCGGUAAACCUUCCGUGUUAACUGACACAGCAAGGCAUCUUCAGCGUUUGGCUCGUUGUUGAGGGCAGCUGUCACCAGUAAAAUUAACUGGAUGUCAAAGGCCUCUUGAAUCAUCCCCUUAACUGUGUCAUCUCUGGUUGGAUUUGUCCACACUGUCUUGCUUGAAUUGGCAUGACCCAGUGUCCCCUGUCCAAGACCAGCACAUCUGCAGGAAGCAGAGCUGAGAGAUACUACAGUAAGAAAAACAGGAUGAUGGAUUCGGAAAGUUCUGCCCCACCAGGUUCAGAGGAACAUCACCUAAGCAACGACGUAAUGGCUACCUCUGGUAAACAUUACCUUUGUGGCUACUGUGCAGCUUUCACAAACAUAGCAGUGACUUUUCCCAUCCAGAAGGUCCUCUUCCGGCAGCAGCUGUAUGGCUUGAAAACAAAGGAUGCGGUCCAUCAGCUGCAGAAGGACGGCAUUCGCAACCUCUACCGUGGCAUCCUUCCUCCCUUGAUGCAGAAAACGACAACGCUGGCUCUGAUGUUUGGCUUGUACGAAGAUUUCUCCUCCCUGCUCCAUAGCCACACAAACUCCCCCGAGCUCCUCACUCGCAGUGUGGCAGCAGUGCUCGCGGGGACCACGGAAGCUGUUCUUACCCCCUUUGAGCGAGUUCAGACUUUGCUUCAGGACUACAAGCACCAUGAUAAAUUUACAAACACUUACCAGGCUUUCAAGGUGCUGAAAGUCUAUGGGAUUAGAGAGUAUUAUCGGGGAUUGGUGCCUAUUCUCCUCCGAAAUGGGCCCAGUAACGUACUCUUCUUUGGGCUGCGGGGACCUAUCAAACAGUUUUUGCCUGAAGCAACUUCGUACAGCACUCAUUUGAUCAAUGACUUUAUCUGUGGAGGGCUGUUGGGUGCCAUGCUGGGAUUCUUGUUUUUCCCAGUGAACGUUGUAAAGACUCGCAUGCAAGCUCAAAUUGGUGGCGAAUUUCAGUCCUUCUCCAAAGUUUUUGUGAAGAUCUGGCUGGAACGUGAUAGAAAACUGAUCCACCUUUUCAGAGGAGCCCACCUGAAUUACCAUCGUUCCGUCAUGUCCUGGGGCAUCAUCAAUGCAACCUAUGAGUUCUUGCUAAAGCUGUUGUGAAAACCACUCUCUUCCUUUGGCUCUUCUCUUCGUUUGGGGAUUGGCACAUAUGAUGUCACUUAAUCCCAGGGAACAGUGCCUGCCUAGUUAGUCUUGGCCUUCAAUAUUUACGGGGUGGAUGGUGAUGCAUCGAAACCUUGGUGCAAUUAAGAUGAACUUUUUAAAGUAUUUAUUUCCUGACAUAAUGGAGAUAUAAUGGAGAUAUAGACAAAUACAAGUGUUUUUGUUGUUUGUUUAGGUUUGUUUUUUAAAAAAAAGAAAAGAAAAGAAAAAAAGGAGAGACUUGUAUCAGUGCAGCAGCUUCUUCUCUAUCACUCCCAAAAUGUAUUAACACUCUGACGGAACGUGCUCCGCUGUCCUCAUUGUAGAACGUGACAAUCGAGGAGGAGGCUGAUGAAAAGUGAUUCCCUUGCCAGUUAAACUUCAAAAUCCUCAACUUGAGAACUGCAUUUUCAAAUGUUUUAGGGUCCUAAAUACUCCUUACUGUUUAAAGCUAAAAGGACAGAUCCAGAUGGGGAUGAUUGAAGUUUACUACUUCGAGCUUAAUCUAAGCCCACGCAAACCCUCCUGCCAGCCCUUUUGAUGCAUGGCUUUAAGAUGAACGUUUCAUUCAGCAGCCCAAGAGUAGCUACUGAGUGUUUACCUUCAGUGCAAGCUGACUCAGAUUCAAAGUGACUGUGUGUGUACGUGUGUGCCUUCAUGUGUAAAGGGAAAAGUGGAAGGAAUGAAACAGAAAAUUCACUAAAGCUUUAAAGUGUCCUUCCAUGUUAAAAAAAACCCCUUGUACUUGUAAACAUGGAGUCUGUUGCACACUUUUUGCCUUGCUGCUUUUUCUGUUGCUUACAGCUGUAGGGCCAGAGAGAAGACAUCCCUUUCUGUAAGUCGUGGAUUCCUGCAGCUCUUCACAAACACAGAGCUCUGUUGUACUUAGGUAUAUGGUAUUUUGCAAAUUACUUCUGUAUCAUCUGGGCUGUGGAAUAAUGGAUCACAGUAAGAUAUUUUACCUGCAACUUGUAGUUCUGCCUGCUUGAUGUGUACUCUUGAACAGUUCUAUAAGACAGAACUGUACAGUAGCACUGAUAAGAUGAGGUUUCUGGGUAUUACCCUCUUCAGUGGAGGUGAGUAAGUGUUGGAGAGGUUAACAGCCAAAGACAACCCUAGAAGCCACUAGGUAGGAAAGAUACAGCAUUUGGAGAUGUGUUUGAGCACUUCUGUAGGUGAGUGUUGAAAAAGACUUAGAGAAAAAUGAAGUAUUGUGUUUUAUGGGCUUGGGAAUUGAGAGAUGAAAGACUUCAGGCCUUAGAGAAAGGGACAGAAGAGCAAGCAUGACCAUGAAUCAGAUGCGGGUCUUAACAAAAAGCAUUUGAGUCUCCAGGGGGAUUUUAUUGUACAAAACUAUAUAAAUAAAACAAUUUUUUUGAACGAUGAGGGACAGGAAAGCUUUCAGAAACUGGUCUGAAUUGGUCUUUUCCUCAAGUUUUGGAUCAGCUAUUACUUUUCUUGAGUUUUCCACUUGCUGAACUGUCAUCACAUAUUGAUUGUAAUCAGUGUAUUUCCAUACUGUUGUCCCGAGCUUCACAGUCAAAAAUGACCAGGCACAAGUGAGCAUUCUUGUAUCCAAAUGUUGUGAUUAUUUGCAUCUAAAUAAAAUGUUUACUGAAUGUUUGUUACUGGCAGAA
Messenger RNA from Colius striatus (speckled mousebird), 3234 nucleotides. RefSeq names its product solute carrier family 25 member 51 (gene SLC25A51). Bases 599 to 1555 code for a protein of 318 amino acids. The transcript is spliced from 4 exons. The record is from RefSeq and is a predicted model, not a curated record. Lineage: Eukaryota; Metazoa; Chordata; Aves; Coliiformes; Coliidae.